Messenger RNA from Wyeomyia smithii (pitcher-plant mosquito), 2292 nucleotides. RefSeq lists its product as uncharacterized. The record is from RefSeq and is a predicted model, not a curated record. Gene Ontology annotation, biological process: protein dephosphorylation. Gene Ontology annotation, molecular function: protein tyrosine phosphatase activity. The transcript is spliced from 3 exons. Bases 31 to 2046 code for a protein of 671 amino acids. Lineage: Eukaryota; Metazoa; Arthropoda; Insecta; Diptera; Culicidae.
UUCCAGAAUCUCGUACAGCGACACCGGUACAUGGAUGCUCCUGAGCGCGAGCGCUAUGGAGUCCCAACUGGCACUAUUGAACGCAUUCUUCACGUCGAGCGUGACGAUUGCGCAAUAGCGUAUUCCCCUUCUCUUGCGCUGGAUUGCUACCUCCGCCGUCUUGAUGACGGAAGAGAUUGUGUCCAGCGUGGACCUGCCCUUCCCGAAGCCGAACUGGUUACUUGCCAGAUCGUGUACACCCUCCGUGUACCUCACCAGUCUGUUGAGGAUGAUCCUCUCAAGCACCUUGCCCGCGGUGUCCAGCAGGCAGAUAGGCCUACAUUCUAUUUUUCAGCAGGAUUCGCAGCCCAUAUGAGAGAACACAUUGCCUCACAGAAUACUGUUUGUGUUUGUACGACUAAAAAUAAUGUAAAUCAGUCUAAUAUAAGCAUAUCUUCUAAUAAUAUCUACACAAAAUCAAUUAUCUCUACUGCGUCGACUAACAACCUAACACAAUUCACUUGCUGUGAAUGCUGUUGCUGCAACUGCGUUGAUGCUCUAGCAAGUGGAGUUAAUAAGAUGAGCAUAAAUAACACAAACGUACGAAAAAUUACAACUAAACCACUUAGUCCCCAAACUACGAGUGAGGAUUUCAAGAUAUAUCUAGCAAACAUCCAGUUCCUACAAAACGCUUCGAACCUACUUUCACAAGAUUAUAUUCAAAAUCUACGGUAUAUCUUUGAAAAGAGUUACUAUAGAUCUAAGAUAGCUGAAGAUCACUUGUUACCAUUUGUUAAAAAUAAAUUUCCUAAUUUGACUACAGUUCACGAUGUAUUGAGCCAAGGGUCCGUAAAAUUCUCCAAGAGCACUGUUUCGGAGUCAGCAGAUACUGAUGAAGAUAUAUUGACAGAUGAGGAACAAAAAAAAAUGAUUCUUAAGAUUCAUCAAGAAUUUUGGGAUCUGCCUACCAACUACCAAGAGAAGCCGAUGGUUUUUGGAUCGCAAUCCAAAAAUCGCUAUAGAACAGUUUUACCUAACGAAAAUUCCAGGCUAAUCCUCGAAGCGGAAUUUGGAAUGAUGAAUGAACCCUAUAUUAAUGCAAAUUUAAUAAAGGGACCGGAUUAUAUGAAUAAUAAUUAUAUUGCGACUCAAGGACCGAUGAAUAAUACAAUAUAUGAAUUUUGGUUAAUGGUGUACCAAAAUAUAACGAAAACAGCAAUUCAGCAUGGCGUGAAGAUAUUAGAAGUUGAACAAAAAAUUGUUAUGCUUACUGAUUUUGUUGAAAAUAAUAGGCAGAAGUGCUCAAUUUAUUUUCCUCUUCAGUGCAAUGAAGCGUUAUUAUUUAGUAACACAAUGAAUUUUGAUUCAAAACUUUAUUCAAGUAGUUAUACUACUAUCGUUGAGGAGACUCUGGCUAACUUGGAAACAACAGUAUUUACACCAACUAUCUUUGAAAAUUAUUUUUUAAUUACCAACUUGGGUAUAUGUCAUAAAAAUGGAUACACCAUGCGCAAAUUAUUAGUACUUUAUGGGUAUCAACGAAAAUGCGAAAUGCUGGAGAGCCGCAAUGCCUUUAUUGUUUAUCACUAUUGGUUUCCAGAUUGGCCAGAUCAUCGCUCCCCAGAUGACAUAGAUGUUUUAUUGGAUAUGAGUUUAGAUAUACUAGAUCGAGAUUGCUCUAUAAAUUUUAAGAAUAAUACAAAUAUUACAAUGUCGAACAAAAUUUGUACUUUACCAAUUAUACAUUGUUCUGCAGGUAUCGGAAGAACGGGUUGCUUACUUGCUAUUCUUAACGGACUAAGCCAAAUGCGUCUUUCCUUUAACAACAGCAGAGCCGAAAUAGAAUAUUCAAAUGAUUUUGGAGUGAACUCUAUGUUAGUCACGGCGACAGUUGACGAAGACCAACAACCGUCUUUGGUUUGGAAAAAACGUGGAGGAGUCUGUGUCGAUAUACUUGGAAUUGUAUGCAACCUGAGACUUCAGAGAGGUGGUAUGGUUCAGAAUUCUGAGCAAUAUGAGUUGAUUCAUAGAGCAUUAUGUCUAUAUUUGCAAAAGCUAGGUGUUUAGUUUCGAAGAAUAACUUUUGGUUAAUUAGAAAAGGAAUCGUGUAUUUGUGAAUAAUUUGCCAAAGAACAAAACAAGUACAAGCAUAAAAGAAGUAAAACAAUCUGCUUCAGUAUCAGAGACGAGAUUAUAUUGAAUUUAUUCAUUGUGCAAUAUUAACGUAUAAUUGCAACAUAUGAAAAAAAAAACAGAAAACGAUUGCAUUGUCUUUUGCAGUUUAACGAUUAUUAUAUACUACUUGUAUUGAAA